Molecule: messenger RNA, 2775 nt
Organism: Dictyostelium purpureum
Lineage: Eukaryota; Evosea; Eumycetozoa; Dictyosteliales; Dictyosteliaceae
Exons: 2
Coding region: 79-2745 (888 amino acids)
Biological process (GO): transmembrane transport
Cellular component (GO): membrane
Molecular function (GO): transmembrane transporter activity
Source: RefSeq, a predicted model, not a curated record
AUUAAACAAAAAAUUAUUUUUAUUAUAAUUGUUUUUUUUUUUUUUUUAAUAUAUAUAAAAAAAUAAUAAUAAUAAAUAAUGAUAUAUGGGGGUGGAUUUGAAGAAGAGGAAGAUGAUUCCAUAUUAAACGCUGUACAUAGUAAUAAUAAUAGUAAUAAUAAUAGUAAUAAUAAUAGUCAAAAUAAUAUAGGCGGGAAUAGCAGAAAUGGAAUGGAUUUCAUACGAAAUAGUAUUGAAAGUGGUGGAAACGAUUUCGAAUUGGAUUCAAUGGUAGAUGCAUACAAUCAUAAUCAAAUAUAUUCAAAAUUUAAAAGUAAUUUAAUGGCAUCAAACUAUUUAAUAAACGAUAUUGGAGCAUCUAGUGGAUUCCCAGAAGAUGACAGUAAUCAUGCAAUGAGUACAGGUGGUGCUAAGGGUUUAAAAAGUACAGUGUUUUUCAAAAAUGAAAAAGAAAUUAUAGAAACUCAAUUAUUUGAUGAAGAUAAUGACCACAGCGAAAGUGAAGGUAACGAUAAUAGCAACAACAAUAACGGUGACAGUGCUCCCACAACAUUUAGAAGAAAUAAAUCAUUACUAGAGUUUACACAGGGUUACGAGGAUCCAGAUGUUUUGGAGAUUUCUAUAGAGGGUGGCAGCACAAUAAGCUCAUUGCACCGUGAUGAGGUCAUUCAAGAUUAUUUCGAACCAAAUGUAGAUGAGCAAUCGUAUUAUAAUAAAUUAAAACAAAAGCAACAACAAUAUCAGCAGUAUCAACAAGAGCAACAACAAAUACAGCAGCAAGUACAACAGCAGCCAAACAACCAAACAACAGCCACUACUUCAGCAACAGCAAAUCAAACACCUUUAUCACCAAACUCUAAACCAAUAAUACCGACAACUCAACAAUAUGCAGAGAGAAAAAUUAAUAUAGGGCCAAAGGUAAAGUUUGAUACAAAUAUACCGAGUAGUAAUAAUAAUAACAACAAUAGCUUAAAUAAUAAAAACAACACAAAUAAUAAGGCACACGGUGAUAACCCCAAAACCUCUACUACUAAUAAUAUCAAUAAUAAAAAUAGUAGUAAUAAUAGUAAUAAAAAAAACCUUAUACAACCAAAUCAGAAAUCAAUUCAAUUGAAUGAGACCGAGGAGAUUAUUGAGGAAUCUUCAGGUGAAGAGGAUGGGGCAUCAGCACAAGAUAAUUCCGAUGACGACAAUGAUAAUUCCGAUGACGAUAAUCAAGAUUUGGUUUAUUCAUUUGACGAGGUUAGAUCAUGUACAUUUUUAUCACCAUACUUUAAACUCAUCACUCAAAAUAAAAACUAUACUUUAUUAUGGAUCGCAUCAUUGGUAUCAUUGGCAGGUGAUUGGUUAAACGAAGUCGCAUGUAUUACAAUUCUUGGCAAUUAUGAAACAAGCAGUUUAAUGAUCAGUUUUUUUUUGGUAAUUAGAGAGUCGCCACCCUUUCUUUUACAGACACUUACCGGUGUAAUUUGUGACACUUUUGAUAGAAGAUAUGUUAUGAUAGUUGCAGAUGCCCUUAGAAUGGUUUUGGUAUUACUCUUUUUACUUGUUAGAACCGAAGGUUCAAUUUGGUUACUUUAUGUAUUGGUCUUUUUACAAUAUGGUAUUGGUUCAUUCUUUAAUCCAGCUAAAAGUUCAUUAUUACCAUCGAUUGUAUCCAAAAGUGACUUAAUUACUGCCAAUGCUGUGGAUCAAAGUAGUUAUUCAAGUAUGAUGUUAAUAGGUGCUUCUCUUGGAGGGUUUAUCAGUUUUGCAUUUGGUACAGAUAUCAAUUUUGUUUUAGAUUCAGUUACCUAUAUUGCCUCGGGUAUUUGCAUUUUUUUAUUAAUUAAAAAUACAAAGCAUUUAAAAAAUGGUUAUAUCGAAUCUUCAGCAGACAAGGAUUUGGAAAUGGAUUGUUUAGAAGAAUCUCAAAAUACUAGUGUUGCAGAUAAAAAAGAAGACAAGGUUUCAUUAAUUAAAAAUGAUCAAGUGGCUAUCAACGAUAAAAAAGAAAAAACAAGUUCCGCAUCACAAGGCUCAAAUGAAGAAAGUCAAGACUUAAUUGAAAAUGAUGGUUCUAAUUUAAAGCCAGUUGCUUCUCAGAAUAGAAAAGGGUUCUUUAAUGCUAUUGGUGGUUUUUUUGAAGUUUAUAAGCUUGGUUUUCAAUAUCUUAUCAAAAAUAAAUAUAUUUUCUUAAUUGCAUUUGCUAAAGCCACUGGUAGUUUUAUUUGGGCAUCAGCUGAUAUGAUGAAUAUAGAACUCUCAAAAUCAACAUUUAAAAUUAAUGACGACAGUUCAUUAAGUUUGGGUAUUAUUUUAGGUUCAGGUGGUUUGGGUAUUUUAAUUAUACCAAUGUUUUUUGCAAGAAUUGUUAAAGAUGUUCCAAGCAAUCAUAAUAAAGUAUUAAGUAUAGGUUUCUUUUUAAAUUCAUUUUGUACUUUUUGCUUGGGUUUAUCAUCACAAAACUUUGUAUUGUAUUUGGUUUUCAAUUGUAUUAGAUCAUCAUCUACAUGUAUUAUCUGGAUGUAUAGCAGUAGUAUCCUUCAACAAUUAUUACCCGACGAAGUUAGAGGAAGAGUUUUUGGAACUGAAUAUGCUCUGUUGACUUUAUUUAAUAUAUGUGCUAAACUAUUGGUGGGUCUAUUGUUAGAUAAAACAAGUUUGUCUCAAAGAGAUGUCUUAUUAAUCUUUGGCACUUUGGGAUUAGUAUUAUUUUUCAUUUGGCUUUCAUUAUUUAAAAAAUUUAAAAGAAAUAAAAAUUAAUUAAUUUUAGUAAAACUAUUUUUUCACUAU